This is a messenger RNA of Porites evermanni, 10435 nucleotides long. The record is from the annotation of a GenBank genome assembly. NCBI's taxonomy places the organism in Eukaryota, Metazoa, Cnidaria, Anthozoa, Scleractinia, Poritidae.
UUCGUUUCUUACAGGCUCGUUUUCGGAACCCUGUAUCCCGCUUAUUCAUCGUACAAGGCUAUGAAGACGAAGAAUGUCCGAGAAUACGUAAGUGUUUUCUUUCUUUUCCUCCAAGAUUUGGAUGGAAUAACGUUCGAUCGAUAAAAUCUUUUCGUUUGAUAUGCUUCUUGGCUUGAGAUCUAUCCAAGUAUUUUCUGUUCACUUUUUGAAAAGCUACUGAGAACACAAGAUUUAAGUUUAGGCGAAUGUCUUUUCGUCAGUCUUAAUUUGCAUCUCAGCUCAAGAUUGAGUGGCGUUCGGUAAUAGUUCAAGUGUUGAUGGUUGAUAUGAUACAAGCAAAACAUGCCGGAAAGUACACUUGUGUUUUCAAUCUAGCUUGUUAACUGAGUUACUAAUCUAGCAGCUGAAAAUCGCCUUUCCUCUUAAUACGCAAGUAUAUCUUCAGGUACAACGAUCCUGCCAACUCGACCUCGCUUCUACAUGUACCUUUUUCAUUCGCAUGUUUUAAAUCUGUUCGUAUUGCGAGCUCUGUGAACAUGUUUAUAAAUUUGGGUUCACUGACCGAGUUCAAUGCAAGUCUAAGCUUAUUCAUGCAGAAAUCUUUAAAUCUGUCGAAAUUUGUUAUGCGUUAACUGUAUCUUUAAUCAAGGAGGAUGAUGGAGUUCGACAGCCAGGUUUUCCUUUUUCGUAAGUAAGUUAACGGGAUAUUCAAAUGAUAUUUUCUUUUACACGCUCCGACGUACGUGCAAACAUUUUUAUUAUCAAAGCCUGUUUUCCUGUUAGGCUAAAAACUGAACUUUUUUUGAGUUAGAGGUCUCAGUUUUUUUUCCUAAACAUCAACAGAUGCAAGGCUAAUAAAAAUAAUCAAUUUCCAGCUGUAACAGACACUUUACUCAAUUAGUUGUACCUUUCAUCUUAGGCAAUUUCAAUUUAUUAUUUUCCAGUUACAAGUUUGUGCCAUAAUGUGUUAAUUGAAGACUGUCGUUACCAUAUUUAUUCUAAAACAUGCUGUCUGUGUUGUCGAAAAUUAUGGCCAGGAGGUUACAUUGUUGCAGAUUUUAGCUCUGAAAAAUUUUUAUAUCUACGUGGGCAAGCUGCAUAAUUUGGAAGCCAUGGUGCAACAUGGAAUCAUCUAACAGUGCAUUAUGUUUGUUUGUACAAGAAUUUGCAUAUCACAGACUUUGCCCUUUUUUGCUUCAAUUAACUUCCCUACCAAAGGAAUAUUUUUCAUCCACCGAAUAAAAUAAAAAGCCUUCCACGCCAUAACAAAUGCAAAAUAUAGAAUAAGAACUAACAGGUUUUUUCUAGGUUCUUACUGAUCUUCUAAACGUCAUGAUGACUUGCAAACAGCAAUAUUGAUUGAGGAUUCAAAUUCCUUAGUCUCAUCCUUCUCUGGCUGUGUACAUAAAGGAUUAACAGUGUUUUUGUGUGUACUUGUGCAAUUAAUUCUAGCCAGCAUUUAUCUACCCGCUAGCUGCUUAGCUAACCUUCAUCUAUUAUGAGGCAAUCCAAAACAGAUUUUGGUCAAGGGGUUUGAAUAAAUUAGCUGAGGAAUUCGUAGCGUGACAUCUCUAGUCCGGAUGAUAACUUUAAACCUAACAAAGUUGUAUUUGCAUAAUGUUUUGUAACAAAAGUUUUCUGAACAGUACAGCUAGUCCACUGGUUUCUACUCUAAUGCUUGUCCUACAUGCUCUUGAGAUCCUUUUACUCCUUGAAAAAUCAAAACUUUAGCCCUUUGACCACUACAUUUGCUGCUUGAAUGAUUUUGAAACAUUACUUUUAAUUUAGACGAGAGGUUUAAUGUUUGCUGUGGAAACAAAACAUGGGCAAAAAAAUUCCCAAAUUAAAAAAAGAGAAAAUGUGUGCACACAAAAUUUUGUUCUGAGAGAGCAAGUGUAAGUGGCAAGUGUCACUGAAAUUUGAUGUGAGUCACUUACCCUAAAAUGUUCUUGAUUUUUCUAGUUUUCAAUAUUAUGAGAUAUAAAAAACUAAUUCAAGCAAAGGUGUAAAUGUUUGCUGGGUCUACAUGUUAAUAUAAUUUAUUACUAUGUACUAAAAGACGUGAUGUCUAGGUAACUCAGAAUUAAAAGGUUAAAGUGAAGAUAAGAGAAGUGACUGUUCUGCUUAGAUAAACUAAUGCUACCUGCUGACCAGAUCUUGUGUGUUUUAUUAAUUUUUUGCAAAUAAUUUUCUAACUAGAAAUAUGUGUAUUGCAGAACUUUGCUAAGGAGGAGGAGGGAGGCUGGUAAAAUGUCUGGGAUGGGAGGGCGGGAGAGCCCAACCUCGUUCCCAGGGUUCUCUCCUACCCGCCCUACGAAGCGAGAGAGAGAGAGACCCUGAAAAACACUGGUCACAUGUCUCCCAGAAUCUGGGAGAUUACAAACAAACGAUUUGGGGGAGGGGCAGCUAAGUGUGAGAUUUGUCUCUACACAGCGUAGACAGGUCAGUCCAGCCAUAAAACUGUAGCUGACCUGAUCUUGAACGCCGAAAAUAAUGCACAAAAUCCUUUGACAGCGAAAGCAUAACUUUCUGCAGAAUAUCUGGAUUUUAGUCGCAUGUUUAUCAGCGAUGCUUUCAUUUGGCACAUGCAACGGAAAUGGCGGAGGAUUCACGGUUUUUGCAGUCAAAAAUAAUUUAGGUAUCCUGGUCUACCUGGUAGUAGUAUUCAUACCGAAACGCACUAGAUUUGAAUUGCCGUAUCUAUGUUGUGGAGGCCACAUUAGAAAACAAAUGUACAGUAAUGUGUUUUCAAGACUACUAUCAUGCAGGUUAUGUUGUCUGUUUUGUCUCUGUUUAUGCUAUUUCCUGUUGUCUUCCACGUCGCAUUGGUAUAUAAUUAUUUUUAUCUUUGAUCUAUUUACCAGUUUUCUAUUGCCACAUCAUAACAAAAGUUAGGGGGAGGAAAAAGCUGACAUUUUAGGCUAUAGCUUUCCGUGAAGUCACUAGAUCUAAAAUAUUACUUUGAUCGUAAAUGUAUUAACUGAAUUCCUUGCUCUCAAUGUAACUGCCAUGUUUUGUCUCCGGGGGUUUGUCACGCCCAACCACUUAGACCAGUGAAUGGUGUAGGUUUAUUAGGCCUGAUUACCAGCCGCUGUCAGACAAACAUUGAAAAUAUUAAUAUAGAAAUUCAACAUACAGGGAUUUUACCUUCAAAAAAUUAACUCGCUUGUGUAUAACUCAAGAUCGUAGAUUUUUAGCGUUUGGUGUCAUCGGGUAAACCAGCGACAACGCUAGUUUUUUAUUCCUACUCCGGUAAUUCACUUGUUUAUCUGAUAGUUCUGUUUAGGCAGAAAUUUCCCUUAGUUUCAGUUAUAGUUGUAGUAUCUAUCUUGCUGUUGCGAUCACUGCGUGACGUGAAUGUUGCGGAUAAACCAGACAAAAAUAAUGUGAGACAAAGGACUCCUCCCUCAGAAUUAAUUUUGUUCUGGAGCCACGUGACCAGCGUUUUCCAGGGUCUCUCUCUCUCUCUCGCUCCGUAAGGCGGGUAGGAGAGAACCCUGGGAACGAGGUUUGGGAGAGCCAACAGAGUAAAUUGUGUAGAGGGUGUCAACAGCGGCUCUAAUAUUGGAAUCUGAGAUAUACAAUCUCCUUUUGGUUAACAUGAUUUCAAAUCCAGUGCCCUGGCUUUAAAAAAGCCCUUCAUGAUAGUUCGCCAGACAUCGAAUGUUGCUUUGGGAGCACAAAAUGUUCCAUGAUAUCAGACUUGAUGAUGUCAAGGCAGAAACUAGUGAGAUAUGUUGAUUUUUACAGACUGUAUAUAUGGGCCACCCAAGUUUGCAGUCCGCUAUGACCCGCACGCUGCAUGCAUGCACAACCUUUGAUAUGCAAGGAAUUAAGUUGAGCUGAGUUGGCCCAUGCACCAGUAGACUUUGACAAGGUCCUUCAUGGACACACAGUUUUCUUGUCACAUGUAAAGGAUUUCUCUCAUUCGCAGCAUGGCAAUGUUAGUGACCCAAAAAUGGUUGCUAUUAAUUAUUGUAGCCUUAGCCAAUCACAAUCAGUGAUGCUAACAAAUAAAUUCACAAUUUUUAAAUUCACAUUUAAAAAGGGAAAAAAGCAACUUUAGUUUAAUUCUUUUUGUCUACAAUAUGAUGAUUGGAUGAUCUUAGAAGUAUGGAGAAAAUUACCUGAGAAAAUGCUUUUCAAUAAAAGAAAAAGAAACCCGCAGAUAACAAAUUAAUUUAACCUCAGGUUAGUGCUAAUCAGCCUUCGAACGACUGGGCUCUGGAGCUUCAAGAACCCAAAAUGGUUUUGAUAGCUGAUAUAGACAUAUACUAGAAUAUUGGUUAACAAUCUACCGUAAAAUUCUGAAAAUAAGCCCCGGGGCUUAUAUUUUUCAAAGGCCCUUUUAGAGGGGCUUAUCUACAGAGGGAAAUUUGCAUUUCAAAAUUGACUGGGCUAGCCUUAUAGUUGGAAGUAAAUUUACCGUUUUUGCUUUGUUUUACUUUACAUUUGAGGGCAAUUUUCUAAGUACAAGCCCCGGGGGGGCUUAUAUUUGGAGGGGCGAUUUAACAGAGGGUUUUUUUCGUUACCGGUUUGGGGGGCUUAUACAUGGAGGGACUUAUUUUCGGAAUUUUACGGUAUUCUUGCCCAUGGGCAAAUUGUGAUUAUAAUGCACUACCUCUUUGGCUGUUCUGCUAACACUGGGCUGUAGGACACUGAGUAACUUGUCUAACAUCAUUCUUGUAAGUGAUUCGUGAAAUCUGCUCCAUGUAUAGUGACCAUAAAAAUAUUUUCUGAUUUUGCAGCAAGUUAAAGUACAUAAAAAGCAAUAUAUCCAUGCAGGAUGAAGUGGUUAAAAUUGAUGGACUUUUUGAACUUAAAUAAUUUCGUUUCUUUUUAUUUCCAGGUUAGAUGGAUGAUGUACUGGAUAGUUUUUGCCCUUUUUAUUACUGUAGAACUGUUUGCUGACCUUUUACUAGCAUUUUGGUGAGUUCACAACUUUUUAGAGGGCAGGGCUUUCCUAAAACCUGCCAUGAAAUUCUACAUCCUAAACUGGUUAUUAUAAAAAUUAUCUUCUGUACAGUAAUGAUUGGAUUUAACUUGAUGGAUCAAUCCCUACAAUGUAUAUGUUCAUAGUGUUCCCUUCGAACAGAGGCUACUUUUCCACAGUACAAGCCUGGUCUGAAAUAAGACUGAGAGACUGACUUAUCCAAAUGUCUUCCCUAAUUUUGUGCAGACAAAGUAAUAUCUAUUCUUUUUAUGUUCUUUUCAAGUCUUUAUUUUGUAUUGGUUACUUGUACACCUUAGAGUUUAUUUCAUUUCAAUUUUUUUGAGGGGUUCAGAAUCAUUAUUAAAAUAAUAAUGAUUAUUAAUAUUCCUAUUUUUUUAAGCCUCUUGCAGAGUUUCAAUCCUUGACAGUUUAUUCUUAGGCUUAAUAAUAUUAUUGGUAAAUUACUUUCAGGUUUCCUUUUUAUUAUGAGCUCAAGAUCAUAUUCAUGCUUUGGCUUUUGUUGCCAGCAACAAAGGUAAUCAAAUUUGUUUCAUUCUCGAAAGGUAUAAGAUUUGACCCAUCAUGCAGGAACAUGUGCUGGGAAACGUGUAUGAUCUAGCAGGCCAAUUAAAACUUCUCCUUCCCUGUUUUUGUUUUUUUUUUUGUCUCAAAUAGGUACUUAUCUCUACUGUAUGCUUUCAUUUGAGUCAAAUCAUACAUACCUAACUCUUUGACAUAACUACAGUCAAACCUCCCGGUUUGACCAUUUCUCAUAAGUAACCACCUAACUAAAACACCAAAUAUUUUCCCAGUCAGAUCCUUAUAGUUGACACCUCCAGUAAAUGGCCACUUCUUGCAAGCAACCAAUUGGCCCACUUUUUAUGAUUAUGACAGUUUUAGAAUUUUCCAUUGUUUUUAACCUUUUCAAAGCAACCACCAGCUGGUAAAAAUAAUGGUCUCAUCUCUGUGUUACUUCAUGUUCUACUCUUCUCAUAGUAUGAGAAAAAAUCACCUGUCUUUUUUAAUUAAUCUUUACCUCAAUUUUUACUUUAGGGAUCAAGCAUAUUGUACCGCAAAUUUGUCCAUCCAUGGCUUUCAAAGAAUGAGAAGGUACAAAUUUGAGUUAAGAAUAUUGUAAUAUGAGAUAAGAAAGAAAGCAAAAUUUCAAGUAGUUUUUAGGUUUAAAAGUGACACAGCAGUCUUGACUUUUACUUUUCGCUUUCUCUCCUCCCCUCUUUUUUCGCUUUUCUUGCUUCCUUUUUUUUUCUUUUGCUGGGCAUUUAGUAGGCUUCAUUUUGGUGGGAAAUUUUUUUAGGAAAGCUUUUAGGAUCUUAGAAUUAGAUGAAAGGAAAGGUAAGCGAGUAGUGGAACAAGAUUUUCAUGGAAAUUUUCAGGUCAAUGUUACAUGGUUUUUUGCCUUUAUCUCCAUUGCCCUCAACCGAAUUGAGCUCAUUCUGGUAUGGUUUGAAAGAUUUCUUCACCCGGCACAAGUUAGCAGGCAAAUGUGUCCUUGCCCAUUAAAACUGAUGAUGUCACAAGCGGUAGAAGGGCGUGGAUCUGCCAGGAGGUUAUGGGCGGCUCAGGGGUUCAUGGGUUAAGCAAAUCCUUAACAAAAGUGCUAAAUAUGUAUGUGCUUCAAGAUUAAGAGACACCCUGGAUAACAUUAAAUUUUAACCUAAUCAUACAUUUACAGUCCAGCUUUAUUGAAUAACAGGCUUCUCUUUGCUCAACCUUUGAAUUUCUGUUCAAUUCACAGGAUAUUGACAGCUAUAUUGAGCAGCUAAAAGAAAGUGGGUAUGACACUGUAGUAAGGGUCAGCAAAAAUAGCCUAUCCAUAGCUGCAGACACCAUGAUAAAGACUGCUGCCACGGUAAUCAUAUUCUUUUGCUUUUGCUUUGCUACUGUCAGUAGAUCAAAAAAAUGUGUCUUUUGUUCACAGGGGGGGCUUUGAUUUCUUCAUUAGUUCAGGGCUUCUGAUAUUUCACGGAAAAAAAAAGUAAAAUUUCGCGGGAUUUUCAGGGGCAAAUUCACGGAAAAAUUGGCCGAUUUCGCGGGAAAAAGGUCAAAAUUCGUGGGAAAAUCGGUUGAUUUCGUGGGAUUUUAGCGGAAAGAAUUCAAAUUUCGAAGGAUUUUCAGGGCCAAAUUCUUAGAAAAAUCGGCCGAUUUCACUGGAUUUUUUUUUGGCAAAUUUCACUAAAAUUGACUCAAUUUUUGGGUCGAUAUGACCAGCGUUGUUUAACGUUUUUUUUAACAACGAUAAUCAUUUGCUCUUUCAACAACAAUGCGCUCGAGAAAUGUACCAAUGGUAAGGCAUUUCACAUCGUGGCCAGUGCCCAGUUUUUCACAACAUUAAUCUAAGAAUGCCUGUUAGUUUUGGAACGUUGUAUACUCGUUGCAGUGACGAAGUUUCAAGAUAGAUUUGGACGUUGGGGUGAAUAAAACAGGUCUAACAGCCAAGAUAAGUAUUAAAUAUGUUUUGCCGACAUGUAUUUGGAAAUAUUUCUGGCGGAUUUCGCGGUAUUUCGCGUUCUUUUGGGAAUUUCGCGGAAAAACCUGAAUUUCGCGGGUCCGCGACUGCGCGAAAUAUCAGAAGCCCUGUUAGUUUGUCUCCAUAAAAUGCUUUUUGUGACUUUGAUCAACUAUGUUUCUAGGGUAACAUAAAGGAUCCUUUUAUGUAACCGUCAUGUUGUGGGUAGUCUAAAUUUAUUAACUUGCGUUGAAUAAAAUUUCCAUGUCAAUCUAGGGCCAGACUGUUCUGGCGGAGAAAUUGCGCCACUAUGGUACAGAUGCUACUGACAAUAAAAGAGGUGGAAGACUUCACAAAGCCAAAUCAUGGUAUGGUGGAAUGAAUACUACAGACAAUGACUACAUGCCAAUUGAUGAAUCUGAGGAAUACAGCCUGAUAGAAGAAAGAGAAGAAGAGGAAGAAGAAGAGUCUGUAAACCCUGAUGUGGAGAGGUACAGUUUUCAACCCAAUGGUCAUUCAAUUCUUGCAGUAAGAUUCAAGUAAACUGACUCUUUAUGUGAAUGGGCACCUCCAUUAUACACUUGAGCAAUUCCUUAAAAAUACAUAGGCUCCUAAAGUCGGGCCCUCAGCCUUUUUUCAGUCAGUCAGGGUGCAAAGAAAAUCAUCUUCUGGUAAAUCAGCUAGUAAAUUCUAACUUCAGCUUGCCAUUCGGGCAAGCUGAAGUUAGAAUUUACUAGCCCAGACAUCAUUUCUACUAGCCCCAAAAACUUUUUGACUAGCAGAAUUGAUUUCACAGUUCUUCCGUGUUAUUCAAAUUCCUCAAGAAAAAUCACUUGCCUGUUGGGCAAGUUAAAAACAGAAUUCACCAGCCCGAUAGCAAAAUCCACUAGCCCUGGGCUAUCGGAGAGUUCUUUCUUUGCAGGUUGGUCAGUUUGACUCUCUAUAAGGCGAACAUGUAUGCACUGCACUGUGCUAAAAUGUUGAAUGAACUUGGCACUGAAAUUUUUCUACACAUUAAUGAAUUACUGUUACAGUACAAUUUUUUCAAAAUUGUUAGACUAGGAAAGUCCUUGUUCUGGGGUAAAAACUAUUGUUACAGUCAUCUCAUUAAGCAGUGUCAUUAUUAAUUUUCACAAGUUGACAAAUGUUAUUGUUGCCUUAGUGCAAAGCUGAAUGAAGAAUUAAGAGAACAUCCAAAAGAGACUAAAACUCAAACAACCAAGCGGUCACGAGGAUCAAGUAACUACCAGUCACUCACCUUGCCACGCUCAUAUGGGGUAAGUUUCCUAAAUGUUGUGAUGAUUUUGUAUAAGUUGAACCUAAUUUGAUCUUUUAUCAACAUUUUUUGUCUGAUUCAUACACCAUUCAGAGAACCUCACACCGUGCAAGAGUUCAUGGGGAUCCCUUUGAGGUAAAUUUUGUCUUUAAUGUAAUUCAUUUAUUUCUACUUGCUGUUGGUAUUUUUAGUUUUAACGGGUUUUUUUUAACAGACCUUUCCUGCAUUCUGCUCUGGUGAGCAAGCGUAAAGAAAUAAGGUCAAGGCUAGGGUGGACAAUUUGAUACAAAUCACUGUAUAAUUUUGUCCACCCGAGGGCUCCUAGAAAUGGUCAGUGCCUUUGUUUACGGGAAUGCAGGAAAGGUCUAUUAAUAGCUACUUAUCCUCGAUAAAGUGAAAUUUUACUUGAUUCCUGGUAAAUAGUGCUCUCUGUUUCUCUUCUUUUAAAUUUUACAAGUAACUUGGUAAUUAAUCUAACCUUUUGUUUUCAACAGUCAUCAGCACAUUCUUACAAUCCUGGAGAUGUUAGGACUUAUGAGGUAGGUGAUGAUGCUCACAUUUUAUCUCAAAAUUUACUUUGUUUAAUUAUGUUACUACUAUUACACUACAGACGUUGAGGGGUGGGGGAGGGGAGGUGACAUCGCUACACUACAGGUCAUUGCAUGAAACAUUGUUCAGGCAAUUAAGUUAAGCACUGAAUGAAGCCAGUGCCCCUGAGCAGGCCUUGGUGACUGGCUGUUUCCCUAACUUGGAUGACUGGUGGCAUAAACACCCUAAAGCUUAUGGAUUGAGAGCACAGCCUAGUUAGUUAUCAUCAACAAUCCUGCUUUAACAGCAAGAAAAUUAAACUUUUUAAGCCUUAUCUCACACAGUAUGAUUAUAUUAAUCCUCCUUACUGUAAAGCUUUUGGUUUUGAGCACAGCCUUGGUUAUGGACAUGACAGUCCAUCUUUUAAGAGGGACUGUCCUAAAGGUCCUAAAUGUUACGCUUGCGCAGUGUGAGGUUCUGUGAAUGGUGUAUGAAUCAGACAAAAAAAUGUUUGAUAAAAGAUCAAAUUAGGUUCAACUCAUACAUGAAUGCGAAUAUUUAUAAUCAUUAUAACAGUUAGGAAACCUACCCCAUAUGUUUUGAAGAACAUGUUACUAGUGCAAAGCUUUGAGAGAAAAUUGAAUUGUUUUCUUACCAGGCCAUUUUUCAUUCACUUCUAACUCCAACUCAUUUAAACAUUGGCUUGUGGCCUAGAUACAGUAUGAUGUAUUUUUUAUGAUUGGGUGCUGUGCACUACAUGUUGACUCUGUGUUUAUAACAGGUGCAUAAGAAAUGUGAGGCACAAGAUACCAUACAUAAGCUAUGCAUGGGAGGGAGGAAGACAUUGACAGGAGUUAGAGUUCCUUCUCGGCUCACACUCAUAAUAUUAUUAUUCUUCUGCUGCAGGCAUCACUAUAUUUUUGCAUUCCAUAUUUUUCAUGUGCCUGUCCCACUGGCUAGCAAUGAAUUGUAAACCUUGGCAGUUUUCUCACCAAGAUUAACACUUAAUUGUAACAUUAUUGUCAAUUUUUUAUUACAGACAAGAGCACAAAGGAGGACCCAGCGGAAGAUUGUGUAGGCCUCAUGUUAGCUUCUCACUUGCUUUCUUGUUUACUUUUUACUACUUCAGCGUGCUGCCAGCUCAAGGGUUCAACCCAGACGAAGCCCCAGGAACAAACAAGGCCGUUCACUUCCUGUUAUUCCACAUGGUUCAAAUGAGGCAAAUUGUUGA